AUGAAGAAAGUGUUUCAAGUGUGGACAUAUAUUUUGAAAAACCAAGGGAAGGGAUGUAGGAAAUGGUGAAGCAUAGUAGAACAGUAAGGAGCAGUGGACCACGAAUAGAAGCUCAAGCGGUAGAUUAGGGCAAUCAAUUGGCACCCAAUCCAUUCACAGAGAAAUAAAAAGACUCACAGCUUAUUGUAAACCCUAGUCCAGCUCUAGCUCGUGUCUAGUUGUUAAAGCUAGAGGACUAAGUUUUGGGUUUGGGAGGAGUAAUUGUUGCUAGACUUGCUCAGGUAAUCAUUCUCAACUAAAUUAUACUGUACAGUAUUUGUUAUCUUCUCAAUAGGGUUUGCAGUUCGUGUUGUAUUUUACUAGCUGACAUUUGCAUUUAAACAACUUAUUUAUCUAAUAGUUGUACUUUUAUAUACUUGCUAGAUAUUAUUGUCUAUCCACAUUUGGAUUCAAAUGUUGUUUGUUUGGACUUUUCUUCUCUGGCAUUUACACCACUGUUUUUUUGGCUCCAAAUACGCAACUGCACUCUCCUUUAUUGCUUGUUACCUUUUAAGCAAACACAUUUCAAGGCCUUCCAGUAGGGAAAAAAGUUACUCCUAGUUUUUUGUUUGUUCUUUGAGUAGUUGUCAAUAUCAAAUUUUAGUAGAUGUGCACCAAUUGGCUACCAGUCUUAGGUUCGCCUCUGACAGUGUGAUUUUUUAGCUGAUUGAUUAUAUCUUGCCAUGGUUCCGAAAUUUGGACACAAGUACCAAUUUGAAUUAUCUUUGUUCGUUGGUGAGCUCUUUAUACUUUAAUUGUUUUCUUCACUUUUUUUCCCCUUUCUUGAUAAGCAUUUCCAUCCUAUUCACUAGGUCGUAUUCUAUAAUUUGCUUCUAUCGUGCAUCUUGUGAUGCCACUUGCCCGGAGACAUUCACCUAUUACUAAAAGCUGAAAGCAUGGAUGACCUAGCAAUUUGUUGGAUACUUAUUCUGGUUUACAUAGUUCUCUUACUGGGAAAAUGAUGGAACCUUUUUGAUAUAUCUCCUGCCCUUUAAAUCAGUUGGAUGAGCUGUAGAAAUUUAUCAAUAGUAUUGUCACUAUCAAUUCCUUUUAAUCCUUUAAAUAAUUCUUACCUUACAAAAAAAUCCUUUAAAUAAUUGUUAUGAUUCUUAUUCCUCUUUGUGAUGACAUAUGCUAUCUGUCCAUACUCACUAGUUUGUAGACAGACUUGACAUAUUGAGCUCAACAAGUCAAUUAGGGUAUAUGCAUGAUAGUUCUACAGAUGUUGCUUGUACUACCAAUUCACCUGGAGCAUUGCAGCUAUUAUCAGUUGCAAAUAUACAGUCGGUAGCUAACAGUAUUGACUCUAAGAUUUUAAUUUAUAUUUUGAAACUACUUCUGAUAUGAGUGAAUAAUAAUAUCAAUAGACUGCCCCCUAGGCCUUUGGUGUAGUCAGUAGAGGUAAGACCAUAGUUCUUGAUGUAUGAAUUAGGUGCUGCCGCUAACAAAAGCCUUGUAUUUAAGUGUUGAAGAGUACCCAUUAUCCAUCGAGUUUAGAACUGUGUGCCAGUUGGACAUGAGGGGUUUCUCGAUUAUCAGGAAGAAAAAAAAAACAGAACUCGAGAUUCCGCCUUAUACUUUUUUUCUUUAAUAGUCCAAAAGUCUUUCUGACUAUAGUUAUGGAAGAUGGAGAUAUUGCGGCGGGUGGAAAGAAUGUGCUCUGUUAGAUGUUUUAAGAGCCAUCUUUAUGUGAGUUCCAUAGUACUGAGGCCAUGAGUGCCACUAGAGCUUGUAGUCGAGCUCAUUUAUUUAUCUCCGGGAAUGAAUCUCCAAUCCUCCACUGCGGAAACUUUAUGCAAUUUUAUUUAUAUUCAAGUCAAGAAUGAACAUCAUUUUAUUUUGGUUAAACAUGAAAAAGAAUGUACAAUAGUCAUUCAUCUGCAAAGUUGGAGAAGUUACAUUAUGGAAACAUAUGCUUCUUGCUUUGGGGGUGAAACUUCCUCUAUUUGACUUGUCAUACUUUGUUUUUGGGUUGUUUUGGGAAGUUAAUUUCAUCGGUGUUUGAUUUUUUCAUGACUGGACCGAGAUAGAGAAAUUGAUGAUAUUGAAAAUCUUCAAGGUAUUGGUUUCCUCAUGGCUGGAACAGAAGAUAUAGCUAAUGAUGAUGUUGAAGUUCCUUUAUAUGCAUCUCCUGCAAAUGUCUUGAAGUUGUUAAAGGUGGAACAGAAAAGGAAUAAAUUAGACUCGCAGAAAAAUGAGUUACAACAACAAGCUGACAGUGCCAUAUCUUCUUUGUACAAGAACAUCCUCUUGUAUGUGGCGUACACAGGAGGAAUCAUCUAUUUUCAUACCACUGAGUUACCAUCUGCUAUUGCCUUUAAUGUCUCCAUUCUAUCAAUGUGUUUGUUUAUGACUGGACUGUUCUUUCAUACGAGCUGGGCAAAAUCGAUGAUUACAAGAAGGGACGGCUACAUCGAGUUUUUUGCAGAAAGGCAUAAAAGAUUGAGAGUAGAUGCACGAAUUCUAGUGGAAUUGGAAAACAACAGGAGAAGAAGAAGGCUAGCAGCCAAUAUUGCGGAUAAUAGUGAAGGUCCUCUCAUAGACAUGGCUUCCUUUAUGACCAGAUGUAAGACGAUUUAUGAUGCUGCAGAUUUUUAUGACUUUCUGAAAGUUUACCAUAAGAAGAUCAACUUGUCUUGGGUGCUCGGAGGUGUCUACGUUCUUUUUGUGCUGAUCAUUGCAUUCUUCAACUAUUACUACAAGCAAGGACAGGAUUAUUCAUUCUCUGACUAGCUGCCAACUUGCAACUUAGUGGUUGAAUAUUUGGGUCUUUGAUGAGAUGGGAAGUACAUGGAGCAAUAUCUGUAUUCUCUCUAAACCAGGGAUGUCUGUUCAAGUAUGAGAUGUUCAAGUUCUGCAUUAGUAUACAGUAGUAGUGGCAGUGGAUCAGCAUUUUCAUUUAAUGAGAUUUAAAUACUUAAGUUUUGUUGUGGCAGUGUUCUUUGGUUCUGACUGAAAAAUGCAAAACAUUAUCAUAUCAUUUGCACCUCA
Messenger RNA from Nicotiana tabacum (common tobacco), 3030 nucleotides. The record is from RefSeq and is a predicted model, not a curated record. NCBI's taxonomy places the organism in Eukaryota, Viridiplantae, Streptophyta, Magnoliopsida, Solanales, Solanaceae.